ACUUGACAUACGAAAGAGCAUUUGGAAUAUCCUGAUAGUUAUUCUGAUAGUAUAACCUUGAAGAACCUUCAGUAGACAUCGGAUUUUCAGUCAGAAUUCGGCUAUCAUGGCUUUUUCUACUCUCAGACUAGCAUCUUCAAACCUUCUGCGGGCUUCGCUAAAUACGAAAACGCCAGCCAUAUAUAUGAGAAAAACAAUUUCAAUUUCAAGCGCUCUUCCUAAGAGAAUCAGGGGACCUGAAGAGGAAACCGAAAAAGUUAAGGAACUACAUCAUUGGAAGAAAGAGAGAUAUGUAAUGCUUGCUUUGCUCCCAACUAUACCGGCAGCUCUCAUUUACCCAAACGCAAUUUGCGAUUUUGCUUUGGUGACAGCUAUGGUUCUCCACUCCCACUGGCGUCUCUCUGGAGUGGCCGAGGAUUAUAUCCAUGGCUUUCCUGGAAAAAUUGCGCAGCCUUUGGUUUUGUUUUUAUCGAUAUGUGCAUUCGGAAGUUUAUGCUAUCUGAAUUACAAUGACGUCGGAUUCUCAAAUGCUGUUCGAAUGUUGUAUUCGCAAUUGUAA
This is a messenger RNA of Dimorphilus gyrociliatus, 559 nucleotides long. NCBI's taxonomy places the organism in Eukaryota, Metazoa, Annelida, Polychaeta, Dinophilidae. The record is from the annotation of a GenBank genome assembly.